AUGGCAUCAAGACCUCACGUCGUCGUUAUCGGGUACGUACAACAUCUCCUUCCCUUCCCUUCCGCAUCAAAAACUAAACAAACAAAUAGCGCUGGUGUCAUCGGUCUCACGAAUGCCGUCUGGCUCGCGGAAGCUGGGUAUACAGUCACCAUCAUCGCCGCUCAUGUUCCUGGAGAUGAGAGUAUAGAGUAUACCUCGCCGUGGGCCGGGGCGCAUUGGCGGACCCAUGCUACGGUCGAUGAGCCGGAGCAAUGCGAUUGGGACGUCCAGACGUUCAAGUAUUGGGAAGAACUGCUGGAGAGAGAAGCGCGGGAUGACGGAUUGCCGAGAUCUGGACUCAAAGUAAGUCUGUUCGUUCACCACCCACCCGGCCACCCUUUUAUCCUUUAUCCUUUGAAGAAGAAUUCGAAAUGGAGAUUUCUGACUGGCAGUCUUAUUGCUUUCUCUUUCUAGAUGCAAGAAUCAAUCCACUACUGGGAUUCCGCACACAUCCACGAAGACCUCUGGUGGGCAGUCCACGUCAAAAAUUUCAAACAACUCUCCCUCCUGCGGGAUCCGAUCCUCUCCAUCAAUCGCGAUUCCCCUCCGCACGCGCCACGCAUCCGCUGGGGCGCCACCUCCCGCGCCUGCUCGGUCAACGUCCCGCGCUACCUCGUCUACCUCCAAGAACGCGCCCGCGCGAGCGGCGCCAUACUCUUCCAAUCCCGACUCCCCACAGACGGCGGGUUGGAGAAAGCCCUGACGACGGCAGAGGGGAUUUCGAAAAUCCUCGGCCGAGGGGGAGUAGAUGUCUUUGUGAAUGCGACGGGUCUCGGCGCGAGGGCGAUCUGUGGCGAUGAGGGCAUGGUUCCCAUUCGAGGGCAGACGGUUCUUGUAAAGGGCGAAGCGAGCGCCACGAGGACUCGGUAUCAUGGUGGGGGGGAGAUCAGUCGGGGGAUGAGUUCGUAUGUGAUCCCGCGGCCGGGGUCGGGCACGACGAUUCUGGGCGGGACCAAGGAGCGGGGGGAAUGGAGUGGGGAGACGGAUGCGGAAGUUAUUGGGAGUAUUUUGGAACGGUGUAGUUGGAUGGCACCGGAGUUGUUGACGGGGGAGGAUGGUGGGUUUGAGGUUGUGAGUGCUCAGGCUGGGUUGAGGCCUGGGAGGGAGGGAGGGCCGAGGGUUGAGAGGGAGGUUGUGGGGGAUUGGAAAGUGGUGCAUUCGUAUGGGAAUGCUGGGGGUGGGUAUCAGAAUUCUGUGGGUGUGGCGAGGAAAGUUUUGAGGUUGGUGGAGGAGAGUAUUGGUGGUGGUGUGAUGAGUGCGAAGCUGUGA
This is a messenger RNA of Lecanosticta acicola, 1308 nucleotides long. NCBI's taxonomy places the organism in Eukaryota, Fungi, Ascomycota, Dothideomycetes, Mycosphaerellales, Mycosphaerellaceae. The record is from the annotation of a GenBank genome assembly.